CCUUUACUAACAGCGUUUAGGUUUUCUGUUUGCUUCACUCGCUAAACUGUACGUCAAGCACUGUGUGAGACUGUGUGAUUUGUCCGUGAGUAUACGAUCUUUGGCUACACUGAACCUCGUCGCGCUUGAUUUAUACGUCAGUCCAGAUCAUUUGGGUUGUUUUCGACUCCGCACCAACAAUUAAAGUGUUCUUUUGUGUAUUUUUUGUGACGUAUACAUUUUUACAGUUUUGUGAAUUUAACUGGCUAAAAAAUGCACGGUUGCCUAGCUUUGUCGGUGUGGAAGAAAGUUAACGUCGCAUAAACUGACGUUGCCUUCUCAUGCAUGACAGACAAGCGCCAAAGUCAAAAUGCUACCGGAAAGCCUUUAAAUUCGAAGUUCUUUAUGAUGCUGAAUAAACUCAAACGGGACAAGAAAUGCAAAGACGUUUCGUGCCCCAGCAAGCAGCAGCCGAGAAGCGCCGACGGGAUAAAGGUCGAGUUAUCAGAGUCGAGCUGUUCCGACGACCAAACAGACGCAGCCUCGCUGGCAGCAAAGGUCACGUAUGGUUCAGACGUCGCUGCAGCAGGAAUCCCCGCUAGAAAAGUUAGACCACAAAAGGAACGGAUGAAGACUUUUUGUGCAAAAGACAUAAAAAUUGCACCUAUUUUCUUGCAAACAGCACAACACAAACACAAGAGUAAACGGAUCAGUGAUGGGAAGCUGGAUCAGCCUGCAGAGAGGGUGCAGAAACCAGUGCUCCCUCCACUGUGUGAGGAUGUGCAACAGCUGAAAAGUCAACAGCAAGUACCAACAGUUUUUCACCUACUCGAGAGAAAGGGGUCCUGGAGAGGACAGUUGUCACCGUCAACUCUGUGCAGCUGUCUGGAGAGCAUCCAAACAUCCAACCCUGCAUUUCCCGUCCGAGCAGUGUUCAGCACUUUGCAGAGGAAAGCGAGUCUGCAGGAUGCAGCAGAAAACUUCCUGAAUCUGAACUCCCCACAGAAGCACUUAAAAGAGAAGAGGAAACGGGAAAAUGAAAGCUCUGACAGGGAGCCCAAACGUCUGAAGUCUGCUGUCAUUACGGAGGGUGCUGUUGGUAUGGGUCACUGCCACACGUCAGCACAGGGUGUCCAGGAUCCUGGUAUUGUUGUGAUGGCCAGCAGGCAGCCCAGAAUCAGCAAGCUAAGUCGCACUCGCAGGCUGAGGGAGCAAAGCAGCAGCUCAGCAGUCCUGGUCUACGACUGUGACUUGAUGAGUGGCACACGGGACUCCAGCCAGUCGCUCAAAACUUCUGAUGUUCUCCAAAGGGAUUCCAGUUUUGAGGAUGUUCUCUGGACAGACAAAUACAGUCCUCAGCAUUCAAGUGAAGUCAUUGGCAACUCUGCCUGUGUGAAUAAACUGCAAAGCUGGUUGAAGAAAUGGAAACUAAGAGCCAUCUGUGACGAGAGGAGAAGAGUGGAGGAAAGGAAACGAGAAGAAAACAGCAAUGACUCCUGGGACUGUGGAGACUUCCAGGGUGAGGCUGGGGUGGAGGACGCCAAAGAGGAGCCGCUGUGUAACACCAUGCUGAUUACAGGACCUCCAGGAGUGGGCAAGACCGCCUCGGUGUAUGCCUGUUCUCAAGAGCUUGGCUUCAAGGUAUUUGAGGUGAACUGCUCCUCACAGCGCAGUGGCUGCCAUGUUCUGUCCCAGCUGAAAGAGGCUACCCAGUCCCACCUAGUGGAGAUGUCAGGGAAGGACGCACUGAAACCAGCUUACUUUAACAACUACAGCUCUGUAUCUAAAUCUGGAAAAACAGUGCCACUGAAAAAUGUCCCCUCAACCUCCAAAAAGAGAGCAGCACAGAACUUUGGCCGCUCCAGUCACAGAGGAAAAACUAAUCCAGCCACAGUCACUUUGGCCAAAUACUUUAAGAUGAAGGCCAAAGCAGAUCACUUACACUUGGGUGAAAAACCAGACAGCAAGACAUUGGGCAGCCAAUCGCCAGGCCCUGAUCAAACAGAGCCGCAGGACAAAAAAACAGCCACUUCUCUUAUUCUGUUUGAAGAGGUUGAUGUCAUAUUUGAUGAUGAUGUUGGUUUCCUCGCAGCCAUCAAGACGUUCAUGACAACCACUAAAAGGCCAGUUGUUCUGACCACUAACGAUACCACAUUCAGAAAGAGAUUCAACUGCAGCUUGGAGGAAAUUAUUUUCAAAACCCCGUCAGCGGUGAACGUCUGCAGCUACCUGCAGCUGGUGGCUUUGGCUGAGAAUGCGCGGCUGGAGUUGGACGACGUUAGCAGCCUCCUCAGGUUGUCCGGAGGUGACGUCAGACGCUGCCUGCUGCAGCUGCAGCUCUGGGUGCAAAGCGGUGGAGGGCGAGCAUCUGAGAGUGGAGGCUUGCAUCAGGAACUGACUUGUGUACAGGACUUGAGUGUUACUGAAAGAGGAGACAAUGCAGACUCCCGACUUCCUCAGUGUGACACAGGCUGCACUGUGAACAUGCUGGGACUCUACUCUGUGACCAAAAACCAGCUGCUAAACCUUCUAAAGUGUCAGUCCUGGUCUGAAGUGGACAUCAAGCUCCUGAGGCUCCUCGCUGAGAGCUGGAGAGGAGGUGUGCCUCUUCUGUACUCCAACCUGGAGCUCCUUCUACCCAUUGCAGCCAAGGGAACUUCAGUCCACUUCCAGACAGCCUGUGAUCUUCACAUCCAGCACCUGGAUGGAUACGUCACUCUGAAGGCCACAGCCACCGACUGCAAAUCUGUUAGGAAUAUCUCCAGGCUUAGCAGAAGGAAAUCUGUCACAACUAUGUUUGAAACCACAUCAUCUUCCAGUUUGGCACAAACUCCUAAAAAAACGUCUUCAUCAUCAAACAGGGCUCAUUCAAGAGCUCUGAGUUGGAGACACAAGACACAACAAAACACAGCCAAAGUGGCAACCGACUGUUUGGACGCUUUGGCCGAUUUCUUUGACCUCAUGUCAUACCUUGAUGCCACGAUGCUGGCUGUUUCGGGCUCAUGCAGACCUGAGGCGUUUGUCUGGACAGGAGCUGAGGUAAAGGAUGGCUUGUUGGAUGAGAUGAGGGAGGACCACAAGGCCAGCAGUUUGAGCCAAGAGACUCUUUUGGAUAUUCAGGCUGCUGUUGAGGGCUUGGGGUGUCGCAGGUGUCUGCUGAGAGUGUCUGAUGUGUGGACUGCAGCCCAAAAAUACAGACAGGAACUGGGAGACACAAAGUGGAGGAAGCUGGUGGAGGGACUGAAGUUACCUCCUGCCUCUUCCCAAAGACAGAGCCUCAGUUUUAGUUUUCCACCUCCGUGUGCACCACGUGUGUCCCAAAGGAGGUACGAGCUGAGCAGGACAGUGCUGGGCAGUAAUUCCUUCGGCCUGCUGGGAAACAGGAAAGCCGUCAGCGUCGACUACAUGCCGGUCCUCCGCUACAUCUGUCGCUUUCAGAGAGCACAACGAAAGAAAGAGGAGCCACUCAGGUGUCUGAACUACCUCAGCAGCCUAAAUCUGGGUCUGUCAAAGUCAACCAUUCAACUCCUUGCAGAAGAUUUCUUGUAGAGAAAAGUCUGGAAAAAUACUGUAACAUGUCAUAUCCUUAUUACAUCACCUUACUGCGGUC
Molecule: messenger RNA, 3589 nt
Organism: Scatophagus argus
Lineage: Eukaryota; Metazoa; Chordata; Actinopteri; Scatophagidae
Gene: atad5b
Product: ATPase family AAA domain containing 5b
Exons: 14
Coding region: 325-3528 (1067 amino acids)
Cellular component (GO): nucleus
Molecular function (GO): DNA clamp unloader activity; DNA binding; ATP hydrolysis activity
Source: RefSeq, a predicted model, not a curated record